AUGAACGGCGCAGUAGCCGCCACGAGACGUACCAAGAGGAAGGCGUCGCCAGAUGACCAGCGCGGUCCGGCACCGAAACGCCCAGUCAAUGGGAAGCAGCAUUCCGGAGACGAUGUGGAGUUCGCCGAUGUCGAGUACGAGUACGACGAGCCAUCUGGUCUGAGCGACGACCUUCAUACCAACCCCAUCGCCUUCGCCGCCACGCCGGUCAGCCAGGGUGAAUGGAGGGAGACCAUCACAAAGGUCGUCCGCAAUGUAGUCGCCAUUCGCUUCUGCCAGACCUGCUCCUUCGACACCGAGCCCGCCCUGACGAGCGAGGCUACGGGAUUCGUCGUCGAUGCCGAGAGGGGGUACAUCAUGACGAAUCGCCACGUCGUCGGCGCCGGUCCCUUCUGGGGUCAUCUCUUGUUCGAUAACCACGAAGAGGUCGAUUGCUACGCCGUCUACCGCGACCCCGUCCACGAUUUCGGUAUCCUGAGAUACGACCCCAAGGCCAUCAAGUACAUGACCGUUGAUGGCCUGGACCUCAGGCCUGACCUCGCACAAGUCGGUGCCGAGAUUCGCGUUGUCGGUAACGACGCCGGAGAGAAGCUGAGCAUCCUCUCGGGUAUCAUCAGCCGACUCGACCGCAACGCCCCCGAGUACGGCGAAGGGUACAGCGAUUUCAACACGUGCUACUACCAGGCCAACGCCUCGGCCAGCGGCGGUAGCAGCGGCAGUCCCGUCGUCAGCAGCGAUGGCUCAGCCGUCGCCCUCCAGGCCGGUGGUCGCUCGGACGGAGCCUCGACCGACUACUUCCUACCCCUCGAUCGCCCUCUUCGCGCGCUCAGGUGCAUCCAGGAGGGCAAGCCCGUCACGCGAGGUGACAUCCAGUGCCAGUUCCUCCUCAAGCCCUUUGAUGAGUGCCGCAGGUUGGGUCUCACCCCGGCCUGGGAGGAAGCCGUGCGCAAGGAGUUCCCCAAGGAGACCAACAUGCUCGUCGCCGAGAUCAUCCUCCCCUCAGGCCCGUCGCACACCAAGAUUGAGGAGGGCGACAUCCUGAUCCGGGUCAACGGACAGCUCAUCACCCAGUUCCUUCGUCUCGACGACGUACUCGACUCCAACGUCGGCAACACCAUAAGCCUCCUCCUGCAGCGCGGCGGCCAGGAUGUCGAGGUCGAGAUCGAGGUCGGCGACCUCCACGCCAUCACCCCCGACCGCUUCGUCACCGUCGCCGGCGGAAGCUUCCACAACCUGUCGUACCAGCAGGCGCGUCUCUACGGCGUUGCCGUCCAGGGCGUCUUCCUCUGCGAAGGUGCCGGGUCCUUCAGGUUCAAGAACCACGACCACGGAUGGAUCAUCCAGACCAUCGACCACAAGCCGGUGCCCAACCUCGACGCCUUUAUCGAGGUGAUGAGGGCCAUCCCCGACAAGGCCCGCGUGGUGGUGACGUCCAAGCACCUGCGCGAUCUGCACACCCUGAACACCACCGUCAUCUACAUCGACCGCCACUGGACCUCCAAGAUGAAGCUGGCCGUCCGCAACGACGUGACGGGUCUCUGGGACUUUAGCGACCUGGGCGACGCGCUACCGCCCGUACCGCCCGCGCGCAGGUCGGCCUCAUUCAUCGAGCUGGACCACGCGCCCUCGCCCGGCAUCGCCGACCUGGUCCACAGCUUUGUUCACAUCGACUGUUCGAUGCCGCUCAAGCUGGACGCGUUCCCCAAGAGCCGCCGGGCAGGCAUGGGCCUCGUCAUCGACGCCGACAAGGGCCUCGUGCUCGUGUCGCGGGCCAUUGUGCCGUAUGACCUGUGCGACAUCACCGUCACCAUUGCCGACUCGGUCAUCAUCGAGGGCAGGGUCGUGUUCCUGCAUCCGCUGCAGAACUACACGAUUGUGCAGUACGACCCGUCCCUGGUCGAUGCCGACGUCAAGACCCCUCGACUGAGUGACAGCCACCUCAAGCAGGGUGCCAAGACGCACUUCCUCGGCCACAACAGGGUCGGUCAGGUGGUGCACGGAUCGGCGACGGUGACGGAGAUAACGGCCGUGGCGAUCCCGGCCAACUCGGGUGCCCCGCGCUACCGAGCCAUCAACGUCGAUGCCAUCACCAUCGACAGCAACCUCGGCGCCACGUGCAACAGCGGCGUGCUGACCGCCGAGGAUGGUACCGUGCAGGCCUUGUGGCUGUCGUACCUGGGAGAGCGUUCCCCCUGCAGCCAGCGCGACGAGGAGUACUACCUGGGCGUCGGCACACCCACCCUGCUCCCGGUGCUGUCGGCCAUCCAGAGGGGCGAGAAGCCCUCCCUGCGCAUCCUGUCAGUCGAGCUGCGGUCCGUGGCCAUGUCCCAGGCCACAGUCAUGGGCGUGUCGGACGAGUGGAUCCGCAAGGUGACCGAGGCCAACCCGUCGCACCACCAGCUCUUCAUGGUCAGCAAGCGCACGUUUGAGCGCGUCAACCAUCCCGUGUCCCUGAUGGAGGGCGACAUCGUCCUGACGCUCAACGGCAAGGUGUGCACCACCAUCUCCGACUUCGACGUCAUGUACACGCACGAGCUGCUCGACGCCGUCAUCGUGCGCAAGUGCCAAGAGCUGCACCUCCAGCUGCCCACCGUCUCGACGGACGAUAUAGAGACGGAUCACGCCGUUUCGCUGUGCGGCGCCAUCUUCCAUCGCCCCCACCAGGCCGUCCGCCAGCAGAUCAGCAAGCUCCACAGCGAGGUGUACGUCUCUUCCUGCUUCCGCGGCUCGCCCGCAUACCUCUAUGGCGUCACGUCGACGAAUUUCAUCACGGCCGUGAAUGGUGUCGAUACGCCUGAUAUGGUCUCGUUCGUUCGUGAGACGAGAAAGAUUCCGGAUAACACUUACUUCCGCAUGAAGGCCGUAACAUUCGACUCAGUACCCUGGAUGAUUACCAUGAAGAAGAAUGACCACUACUUCCCCACCGUCGAGUGGAUCAAGGAUACGGAGCAGUCGGGCAGGUGGAGGAGAAUCACGUACGAGGGCAAAGAAGUGUUUGAUGGUGAGGCAACGGACGGGGUGCCUGUUGCGCCUGCGGCGGAUGAUGCAGAAUCGGCAGAAUAG
Geosmithia morbida is the source of this 3063-nucleotide messenger RNA. RefSeq names its product PDZ protein. Gene Ontology annotation, molecular function: protein binding; serine-type endopeptidase activity. The record is from RefSeq and is a predicted model, not a curated record. Bases 1 to 3063 code for a protein of 1020 amino acids. Gene Ontology annotation, biological process: proteolysis. NCBI's taxonomy places the organism in Eukaryota, Fungi, Ascomycota, Sordariomycetes, Hypocreales, Bionectriaceae. The transcript has 4 exons.